CGAUCAAGUAUUUUUACAGUUCUAUCAAUGAUCAAAAUAAAAGAACAAGGAUAGGAUAAUUGAAGAAUUUCAAUUAUUUAUUUGGAAAAGUUGACUGAAGAUUGAUACAAGCAGUUAACAGCAGUGGCUAUGGAGUCGAAUGGUACUAACCAAACAUUAUUUGCAGUCGGGCAAUAUCCAGGACGAUGGGGAUUUUGGACACAGCAGAUUUUAACACCGAUUAUAGUCGUUGUUGGAAUUGCUGGAAAUCUUGCGUCGUUUUUAUUGAUGAAGACAAAGUCAUUCCGAAAGAAAUCUUACAGUCACUUCCUGUGUGCGCUGGCAGUAUUCGACAGCCUAUGUUUAAUAAAUCGGCAAAUAACAUUGAUUCAUGAGAUGAUGGUUGACAAUGAAAAAGAUGGCGUCUUUACGUAUUACAGCGACCUCUCGUGUCAAAUGUUUAGCUUUUACGAACACGUGUGUUACCUAAUGUCCUCUUGGCUUAUUGUUGGAAUGGCGGCUGAGCGAGUUGUAGCCAUGUGUUUUCCAUUUAAAAAGACAUUGAUCAGAACUCAAACAGGGGCUAUAGUGACAAUAAUAUCAACAUUCGUGGUCAUGUGUUUCACCCAAAUAUUCCGUUUUAUCAUGAUGAAAAAUAUCGGGGGAGUGUGCCAAGGCGAUACAUAUGAACACAUAGAGUACAUCAAACUUCAUAUUUAUUUUUACCAACUAACACUAGUACUCUGUCUUCCUUUUUUACUGGUUCUCGUAUGUAAUACGUCAGUCAUGUACCAGAUAUACCGCGUGCGAAAAGCAGCCGUCAAAUCAAGGUCACGUGUUGUAAUGAGAUCUCACAAAUCAACGCUAAUGUUAUUAGCCAUCGCAUUCACAUACCUCAUUACCAUGUUACCAUUGGUGUUAAUAUCAUUUAUUUGGAUGGUUGCCAUGGAAAACGCAGACGUAUCAAUGGUUAUCUCCCUUUAUCCUAUUCAACAGUGCGUGUCCGUUAUUUCCUAUUGUAACUAUGGUGUCAACUUUUUCAUUUAUAUUUUAUCUGGUCGAUCUUUCCGAUUGGAAUUAAGACGUAUCUUCUUGAAGGAACAACUUCAAACCACGUCAGCUACGAGAACUAGAGAGGAAUUUUUGCGACUGCAAUGAGAUAUAGAAUUUUAAAAUGUUUGACUUUUUUAACGAACUGCUAAACUAACAUA
Messenger RNA from Mytilus trossulus (common blue mussel), 1190 nucleotides. RefSeq names its product growth hormone secretagogue receptor type 1-like. The transcript is spliced from 3 exons. The record is from RefSeq and is a predicted model, not a curated record. Gene Ontology annotation, cellular component: plasma membrane. Gene Ontology annotation, biological process: G protein-coupled receptor signaling pathway. Gene Ontology annotation, molecular function: G protein-coupled receptor activity. NCBI's taxonomy places the organism in Eukaryota, Metazoa, Mollusca, Bivalvia, Mytilida, Mytilidae. Bases 130 to 1137 code for a protein of 335 amino acids.